Messenger RNA from Limanda limanda (common dab), 2500 nucleotides. RefSeq names its product protein Tob1-like. The transcript has 2 exons. Bases 499 to 1533 code for a protein of 344 amino acids. Gene Ontology annotation, molecular function: transcription corepressor activity. Gene Ontology annotation, biological process: regulation of gene expression. Lineage: Eukaryota; Metazoa; Chordata; Actinopteri; Pleuronectiformes; Pleuronectidae. The record is from RefSeq and is a predicted model, not a curated record. Gene Ontology annotation, cellular component: nucleus; cytoplasm.
AAAACUCCCGAGUAGGAGGAGGGAGCCUGCACACCGAGGAAGAGGAGCGAGGAAGAGCAACGCCAAAUAACCUUAACAUAACAAAAAGAAUUAAAAAAAAAAAAGAAAUCAGCAACCGAAGCAAACCGUCAAUCCUCCCAAAUCUACCCGUACUGGAAUACUCUUUUUUCUAUUGUUGAUAAUAUCCUCUAUGUGAAGAAAGUAUUUAUACUUAGCUUUUUUUUUCUAUUUGCACUAACUAACGGUACUUCAGAACUACUGAGAAUCUUUAUUUUUUCACAAAAAGAAAAAAAUAAUAUCUCACCCCGUGGAAGGACCCCUCUUCUACCAAACCAGCACUUUUGCUUUUAAGCCUGUUUUGUCCCGGUUGCUUUUUGCCUUCCUGCCACGGAGAGCAUCUGUGUUGCCAACCACGGAUAAACAAAGCAGAACCAGUGGACACACUCAAGGUCAGACACACCUAUUCUUCACACACCCGGCAAACUUCAGCAGUUAGCUAUGCAGCUUGAAAUCCAAGUGGCUCUCAACUUCAUCAUCUCGUACCUGUACAACAAACUGCCGAGGCGACGGGUCAACAUUUUCGGCGAGGAGCUGGAGCGCCAGCUGAAGCAGAAAUACGAGGGGCACUGGUACCCUGACAAGCCAUACAAGGGCUCCGGAUUCAGAUGCAUUCACGUGGGGGAGAAGGUGGACCCUGUGGUGGAGAAGGCAGCCAAAGAGAGCGGGCUGGACAUCGAAGAUGUCCGCAACAACCUGCCCCAGGACCUCAGCGUGUGGAUUGACCCCUUCGAGGUGUCCUAUCAGAUCGGGGACAAAGGGCCCGUCAAAGUCUUGUACGUUGACGACAGCAACGAAGGUGCAGCUAGUAGCGUGGGACUUGAUCUGGACAAGGAAAUCAAGAACAGCUUCAACCCCGAUGCACAGGUCUUCAUGCCCAUCAACGAGCCGGUGAACGGCCCCUCCCCGGGCUCCAGCUCGCCCUCUCCCCCUUUCGGCCACUCGGCAGCAGUCAGCCCCACGUUCAUGCCCCGCUCCAAUCAGCCCUUAACCUUCACAACAGCCACCUUCGCCGCCACCAAGUUCGGCUCCACUAAGAUGAAGAGCAGCGGACGCAACAACAACAACAACGGCGGCGGCGGCGGCGGCAGUACUGCGAACAAAGUGGCACGCGCCUCUCCCACCAAUCUGGGCCUGAAUGUGAACAGUCUCCUGAAACAGAAAGCCAUCUCCACCUCCAUGCACUCUCUGUACGGGUUGGGCCUCGGAGCUCAGCAGCAGCAUCAGAAGCCCUCGGCCCUGUCGCCCAACGCCAAGGAGUUUGUGUUCCCCAGCCUGCAGGGCCAGGGCAGCCCGAGCGCUCUGUUUCCCGGGGACAGCUCGCUCAGCCUCAGCCCGUUGCAGUACAGCAAUGCCUUUGACAUGUUUGCGGCCUACGGUGGCCUUAACGACAAGUCCCUCAUGGAUGGCUUGAAUUUCAGCUUGAACAACAUGCAGUAUUCUAACCAGCAAUUCCAGCCAGUUAUGGCCAACUAGUACACGUAAAGGUACCACCUAAGCUACUACUUCACACAGAAACGACCAGAGAUAAUGUGAGGGGAGGAAACAAAACAAAAAUGCACAUUUAAAAAAGGAAAAGUCUAAAAAAGUGUAAACAAGAACAGAAUGUCAUGGAUAAAAGGAAAAAGUGACUUGUCAGCUGUAAGAUCUGUGUUACGAGUCGAUAAGAGCUUGAGCCCGAGGGUGAUUUACUUUGCCCCCUUGAGUUAUACUUUAUUUUUUAUUUUGUUUUCCUUAAGCGAUGAAGCUUGUAGUACAAGAUGUCCAAGCUUGGUUACCUAAACUUCAACAUGCAUCAUUGUCAUUUCUUUUGCCAACCAAGCACAAAAUAUUUUUUUUAUGUGACUGUUUUAAGAUAUUAAAAAAAGAAAAAAAUAUAUAAAUACACACCACAAGUCAUGGCCUCUUUCAGUAUUUAAAAAUAACUGGACGCUGCCAGUUUUUCAAGAAAUUGGCAUAAAUAAGUGGGAUUUCCUGGUCUUUUUUCUAAUUGUAUAAUUUAAUUUAGUACAGAGUUUGUAAAAUAUCAGAGUAUCUAUUGUUUCUACGACAUGGUAUUGCAUUUAUAUCUUUUUACUACUCCAGUGAUCUGUGAUGGCUGCAGCAACUUUAUGUUUUCUUUUUUUAUUGAAAUUAUAAAAUGAAUCAUCUUUAAAAAAAAAACAUUGACUAUUCUAAAGAUUGUGUACAGAAUAUUCCGUAGUGGUGGGAUUUAAGAAUAUUUGCUUUUUUUGGAAAAAAAAACAUAAGAGUUGUAUUUUCUGUUAAGAGUUUAAAGAAUUUUGCUAUAUUAUGGACAAAAUGUAAUCGUAUAUUAAUUUUGUACCUACAUUGUGCAAUACUUGAUAAAACAAACGGUAUAACAAAGUAUUCUGAGUCAGUGUCUUACAUGUUAAGAGGGACUGAUAGUUUAUUAAGUUUGUAUUAAAACGCUUGAAAAUAA